CCGCGCUUCUCUGGACACCUGCUGCCUGCGACGGUCCUGCGGCGCGGGGCGCUCCCUCGCGGGUCGCGCGGCUCGGAGGGGAAAGGCAGGGGGCGGUCGCACCCCCGGCCUCCGACGGGACCUCGCUUCGUGCGCCGGAGCUUUUGAUUUCCUCCCCUACCCCACCCCCCCUCUCCGCAGGGUGAGAUGAGCGCGGACGCGGCGGCCGGGACGCCCUUGCCCCGGCUCUGCUGCCUGGAGAAAGGUCCGAACGGUUACGGGUUCCAUCUGCACGGGGAGAAGGGCAAGGUGGGCCAGUUUAUCCGGCUGGUGGAGCCGGGCUCUCCGGCCGAGAAGGCGGGGCUGCUGGCCGGGGACCGGCUGGUGGAGGUGAACGGCGAGAACGUGGAGAAGGAGACCCACCAGCAGGUGGUGACCCGCAUCCGCGCCGCGCACAACGCCGUGCGCCUGCUCGUGGUGGACCCCGACACGGACGAGCAGCUGAAGAAGCUCGGCGUCCAGGUCGGGGAGGAGCUGCUGCGGGCCCACGAAGGGCCGGGGAAGGCCGAGCCGCCGCCCGCCGCCGAGACCGGGGAGGCUGGCCACGAAGAGGAGCCGCGCGAAGCCGGCCAGAGCCCAGCGGAGCGGCGCGAGCUCCGACCUCGGCUCUGCAACAUGAAGAGGGGCGCCAAUGGCUAUGGCUUCAACCUACACAGUGAUAAGUCCCGACCAGGCCAGUUCAUCCGGGCAGUGGACCCAGACUCACCAGCUGAGGCCUCCGGGCUCCGGGCCCAGGACCGCAUUGUGGAGGUCAAUGGCGUCUGUAUGGAGGGCAGGCAGCAUGGGGAUGUGGUGUCUGCCAUCAAGGCUGGAGGAGACGAGGCCAAGCUGCUGGUGGUGGACCAGGAGACAGACGAGUUCUUCAAGAAGUGCAAAGUGAUCCCAUCUCAGGAGCACCUGUAUGGCCCCUUGCCUGAGCCUGUCACCAACGGGGAGAUACAGAAGGAGAACAGUCGUGAAGCCCUGGUGGAGGCAGCUUCAGAGAGCCCCAGGCCAGCCCUGGCAAGAUCUGCCUCCAGCGAUACUAGUGAGGAGCUAAAUUCCCAAGAUAGCCCCAAAAGACAGGAUUCCACAGAGCCCUCAUCUACCUCCUCCUCUUCUGACCCCAUUUUGGACUUCAACAUCUCCCUGGCUGUGGCAAAAGAGAGGGCUCACCAAAAGCGCAGCAGCAAGCGAGCCCCGCAGAUGGACUGGAGCAAGAAAAACGAACUCUUUAGCAACCUCUGAGCACCCAGCCGCCCUGCACCCUAGCUCCCUUCCUUCCCAGCAGCCCGCCAAUCGACGUUCCAAAUCAGCACCAAGUCUCCCUCCGUGAUGAAUCUCUUUUUUUUCUAGAAACUGUUCCUCUCCCAGUCAAAAACCAGACUGAUCCCCACUCGUCCCUGAGGACUUCAUCCUGCCAAGUGUUCCCUUGACACCGUGCCUGGGAUGCCACUAGGACCUGCACAAGCAAGGAUCGCGGGCGUGGCACAGUCGCCUUCCCUCAGCCCACUAUGGGCUGACCAGGAGCGACUGCAGCAGCCCCACUCGUGGUGCCCAGCUGCCCAGCCUUCUGGAGCCGUGACUUGGCCAUCUUUGGUUCACUUGAUUUUUUUUUUUUUUAAUUAGAGGGAUUCUUAUAUCUGUGAUUCUCUUGAUUUUCCUCAUUGUUGCACCCAGGGCAUGGCAGUGGCCUCAGCCUUAAAUGUUUGUUUCUGCUCCCACCACCCUGAGAUACCCAAGCAGCAUGGGGAGGGCCUGGCUGCUCCGCCAGUCCUGAGCCAGGCACCACCACUGUAAAGAAACACCUUCAGAAAUUCAUUGGUUUCUCCAAACUA
Jaculus jaculus (lesser Egyptian jerboa) is the source of this 1856-nucleotide messenger RNA. RefSeq names its product SLC9A3 regulator 1 (gene Nherf1). Lineage: Eukaryota; Metazoa; Chordata; Mammalia; Rodentia; Dipodidae. Bases 187 to 1266 code for a protein of 359 amino acids. Gene Ontology annotation, molecular function: signaling receptor binding; protein-membrane adaptor activity. Gene Ontology annotation, cellular component: apical plasma membrane. The record is from RefSeq and is a predicted model, not a curated record. The transcript is spliced from 6 exons. Gene Ontology annotation, biological process: protein localization to plasma membrane.